Betta splendens (Siamese fighting fish) is the source of this 5367-nucleotide messenger RNA. RefSeq names its product vitellogenin-like. Bases 37 to 5310 code for a protein of 1757 amino acids. Gene Ontology annotation, molecular function: lipid carrier activity. The transcript has 35 exons. NCBI's taxonomy places the organism in Eukaryota, Metazoa, Chordata, Actinopteri, Anabantiformes, Osphronemidae. Gene Ontology annotation, biological process: lipid transport. The record is from RefSeq and is a predicted model, not a curated record.
AGCUUGUCCCUACAGACACUCACAACCUCAUCAGCAAUGAGGGCGGUUGUGCUUGUCCUGGCCCUUGUGGGCAUCUGUAGCAAACAGCCCACUGUGCACAGUUCAAUUGUCAGUGGUCAUUCUAAUAAUUUAGUUCCCAUAUUCGCUGCUGGUAAGACCUACGUGUACAAGUAUGAGGCAUUGCUUCUUGGAGGCCUGCCAGAGGAAGCUCUGGCAAAAGCUGGACUCAAAGUCAGCAGCAAAGUUCACAUCAGUGCCGCAGAACACAAUGUGUACAUGCUGAAGCUUGUGGAACCUGAGCUCUAUGAGUUUAGCGGUGUCUGGCCAAAAGAUCCUUUAGCUCCAGCAACCAAGCUGACUUCAGCCCUGGCAGCUCAGCUCAAGACUCCCAUCAAGUUUGAGUACGCCAACGGCAUUGUGGGAAAAGUGUUCGCCCCUGAGGGCAUCUCAACCACAGUGCUAAACAUGCACAGAGGCAUCCUGAACAUCCUGCAGCUUAACAUUAAAAAGACACAGAACAUCUAUGAGUUGCAAGAGACUGGAGCUCAGGGCGUGUGCAAGACCAUCUAUGCCAUCACUGAAGAUGAAAAGGCAAAACACAUUCUUCUGACAAAGACAAGGGACCUGAACCACUGCCAGGAAAAAAUCAUGAAGGACAUGGGCCUUGCAUAUGCUGAGAAAUGUGUAAAGUGCCAGCAGGACUCCAAGAACCUGAGAGGAGCCACAGCAUACAGCUACAUCUUGAAGUCCGUCGCUAACAAUGUUCAGAUCCUGGAGGCAACCGUCAAUGAGCUGAUCCAGUUCUCACCCUUCAGCGAGCUGAACGGAGCAACUCAGAUGGAGACAAAGCAAUCCCUAGUGUUCCUUGAAACCCGAGCGGCCAGAAUUGUACCUGCUGAGGCUGAGUAUCGUCACCGUGGAUCUCUCAAGUACGAGUUUUCCACUGAGCUUCUCCAGACACCCAUUCACCUUAUGAAGAUCAACAAUGCCCAGGCUCAGAUUGUGGAGACUCUGAAUCACCUGGUUAGGUACAAUGAGGAGAAGGUACACGACGACGCCCCUCUGAAGUUUGUGGAGCUCGUUCAGCUGUUGCGCGUCACCCGGUUUGAAGACCUAGAAAUGCUUUGGGGUCGCUACAAAAGCAAACCUGCUCAUAGACAGUGGCUGUUAGAUGCGGUUCCUGCCAUUGGAACCCAUGUCGCUCUGAGAUUCAUCAAGGAAAAGGUCCUGGCCAACGAGUUGACUGCUGCUGAAGCAACUCAGGCUUUGAUUGCAUCUGUUCAUAUGGUGACUGCAGACGCUGAAGCCAUCAAGCUGGUCAAAGCUCUGGCAGUCGACAGUAAAAUAUUGGAGAACCCAGUGCUGCGUAAGAUCGUCCUGCUUGGAUACGGUACAAUGAUCUUCAAACACUGUGCUGAGGAGGACGCCUGUCCUGCCAACCUUAUAAAGCCCAUCCAGGAACUUCUUGCGGAAGCAGUCGCUAAGGGUGAGACUGAGGACAUCAGUCUGCUCCUCAAGGUUCUGGGUAACGCUGGUCAUCCCAGCAGCCUUAAGUCAAUCACCAAGGUUCUGCCCAUACAUGGCACAGCAGCCACAUCUCUGCCCACAAGAGUCCACGUUGAUGCCAUCUUGGCUUUGAGGAACCUUGCCAAGAGGGAGCCCAGAAUGACCCAGGAACUGGCUCUUCAGCUCUACAUGGAUAAGUCUCUUCCCUCAGAGCUUCGUAUGCUCGCAUGUAUAGUGGUGUUUGAGACAAGGCCCCCGAUGGGCCUGGUGACAACUCUCGCCAACAUUGUGAAGACAGAGCGGAAUUUGCAGGUCGCUGGCUUCACAUACUCUCACAUGAAGUCCCUGACCAGGAGCACUGCUGUCAUCCACGCCUCAGUUGCUGCAGCCUGCAACGUUGCUGUCAAAAUCCUGAGCCCAAGGCUGGAAAGACUGAGCUUGCGAUACAGCAAAGCCAUCUACACGGACGUCUACAACAGUCCCUUGAUGCUCGGUGCCGCUGCUAGUGCUUUCUACAUUAACGAUGCUGCCACCCUCCUGCCCAAAUCUAUCGUGACUAAGAUAAGUGCCAGCCUUGCAGGAGCUGAAGCUGAUGUCUUGGAGCUUGGAGUGAGAGCUGAGGGACUCCAGGAGGCUCUUCUGAAAAACCCUGCGCUCACUGAAAGUGCUGACCGGGUCACCAAGAUGAAGCGUGUCAUCAAAGCUUUCACAGAGUGGAGGUCUCUGGCCUCCAGAAAGCCUCUGGCCUCUGUCUACGUCAAGUUCUUGGGACAAGAAAUUGCCUUUGCCAACAUUGACAAAGCCUGGUUUGAGCAAGCAGUUGGGCUCGCCACCCAUCCUGCUGUCCGAGCGUUUGGCAGGGACGCUGUCAAAGCGCUGCUGGCUGGUUCCUCCUUUCACUUUGCCAAGCCUGUGCUGGCUGCUGAGGUGCGGCGCAUUAUGCCUACUGCUGCCGGGUUUCCUAUGGAGCUCAGUCUGUCCACCGCUGCUGUGGCAGCCGCAGCUGUUCAAGUUAAGGCCACCACAUCCCCAGCUCUGCCAGAGAACUUCCACAUCGCUCAGCUUCUGAAGACAGACGUACAGCUUGAGACUGAGAUCAGACCAAGUGUUGCUGUGAACACAUAUGCAGUGAUGGGGGUAAACACAGCACUACUCCAGGCUGCAGUGGUUUCUAGAGUUAAGCUCACCUCCAUUCUGCCCGCCAAAAUUGCUGCAAGGCUUAACAUCAAUGACGGCAACUUUAAGAUUGAAGCUCUUCCUGUUUCAGUGUCUAAGGAAAUUGCUGCGGCACACAUUGAGACUCUUGCUGUAGCAAGGAAUGUCGAGGAUCUUGCUGCUGCAAGAAUUACGCCCAUCGUUCCUGCCAAAGCUUUGCAGUCCGUCUCUAGGGAGCAUCUCACAUCCAGGAUUGAUACUCGUGCUUCUGACAGUUUGUCAACAUCCUCUGAGAUUCUCUCUCAGGAUGAGGCAGCUGCUGUUAAGAAACUCAAAGCAGCACACUUUGAGAAGAAGUACACAGUUAAAGCUGCUGCCAUUGGACUAAAAGGCUGCUUCAAGGUCGCCACCAGAAAUGCCGCUUUCAUUAGAAACACUGCCCUGUACAAACUGGUUGGAGGCCAUUCUAUUGCUCUUUCUUUAACAGCCAUUGAAGAGGAAGCAAUCGAGAAACUGCAGCUGGAGAUUCAACUUGGACCAAAAGCUGCAGAAAAGCUCGUGAAGCAAAUCCAGCUGGGUGAAGAAGAAGAAACCACAGAGCAAAAACCAAUCUUAAGGAAGCUCAGGAAACUGCUCGCACCCGGUCUGAGAAACAACACACUGUCCUCCUCAUCUAGCUCCAGAAGCUCAAGCUCAUCUUACGCCAGUAGAAAGGCCACUGAUGCAACUGCUUCAAAGUCCAGCAGCAGCAGCAGCAGCAGCAGCAGCAGCAGCAGCAGCAGCAGCAGCAGCAGCAGUAGACACAGUAGAAGCAGCAGCAGCAGCAGUAGAAGCAGCAGCAGCAGCAGCAGAGGCAGCAGCAGCAGCAGCAGCAGCAACAGCAGUAGAAACAGUAGAAGCAGCAGCAGCAGCAACAGCAGUAGAAACAGUAGAAGCAGCAGCAGCAGCAGUAGAAGCAGUAGAAGCAGCAGCAGCAGCAGCAGCAGCAGAAGCCAAAAGCUCAAGUCCUCCAGACCCGUUAACAGGUCUUUUAGGUCUAGUUCUGCAUCAAGCUUUGCAUCACUCUUCAGUGCCAGCUCAAGCUCCUCUCAGUCCAGUGCUCAUCACUCAAAGCAGGUUCAUUAUCGCAACAAGUUCCAGAGGCACGACAAAAAGCAGGCCCAUACUUCUCAAGCUGCCGCAGCAUCACCUUCCACAAGCAGAAGCAGCGCUUCAAGCUUUGAGGCCAUCUACAGACAGAACAAAUUCCUUGGCGACAGAGCAGCGCCUUCUUUUGCCGUCAUCUUCCGUGCUGUCAGGGCUGACAGGAAGCUGCAAGGAUACCAGCUGGCUGCAUACCUGGACAAACCCACUGCACGAGUUCAGGUCAUUCUGGCUGCCCUCGCCGCUGAUAACAACUGGAGGCUCUGUGCUGAUGGACUUGUGCUGAGCAAGCACAAAGUCACAGCCAAAGUCGCCUGGGGAGCAGAAUGUAAGAAGUACAACACACUGAUCACAGCUGAGACUGGCCUCGUUGGUCCAAACCCUGCAGCUCGUGUCAAGGUGGCAUGGACUUCACUGCCCUCGGCCCUUAAAAACUGGGCGAAGAGAGUGUCUGAGUACGUUCCGUCCAUGCUGGCUGGCGUCAUCCAGCAAAAAGCUAAAAACAGCCCCAAGCACUUCUCCGUUACUGCAGUGGCAACAGCUGACAGAAGCCUUGAUUUAAUUUGUAAAACACCUAGGCGCUCCAUGUAUAAACUGGGUUUGAGUCUUCCAAUUGCUUUGCCGCUCAAUGAAAUCAAAGGUCUCCACCCUUCCCAGGACCUCACUAAUAAAGUGUUGCAGUUGUUUUCCAAGGCUGGGGCAGCUGAAUGCAGCUUUGACAGUCAUGUGCUGACCACAUUCAACAGCAGGAGGUUCAGGAAUGAGAUGCCCCAGUCCUGCUACCAGGUUCUGGCGAAGGAUUGCACCGAUGAGAUGAAAUUCAUGGUUCUGAUGAAGAAGGAUCGCGCUGAACAGAACCACAUCAACGUGAAGAUUGCUGACAUUGAUAUUGACCUGUAUCCGAAGAACAAUGAAAUCAUUUUGAAUGUUAAUGGCAUGAAAAUACCCAUUACCAGCCUGCCCUACCAGCAUCCCACAGCUGGUGUCCAGAUCAGUGAAAAGGAUGAGGGUAUCUCCGUGAAUGCUUUGAGCCAUGGUCUUCAUGAGGUCUACUUUGACAAGAACUCACUGAGGGUGAGCGUUGUGGACUGGAUGAAGGCCCAGACCUGUGGAUUGUGUGGAAGGGCUGAUGGGGAAGUCCGACAGGAGUACCUCAUGCCUAAUGGCCACUUAACCAAGAACACAGUCACCUACGCCCAUUCCUGGGUUCUGCCGGCCAAGAGUUGCCGGGAAACCUCUAGUGUGACCUCUGAGUGCCGCAUGAAAUUUGCGCCAGUGCUGCUGGAGAAACACAGUCACGAUCAGGAAUUGAGAUGCCUCUCUGUUGAGCCCGUGCUGCGCUGCCUGCCUGGCUGCUCCCCUGUGAAGACCACCACCCUUACUGCUGACUUCCACUGCCAACCUAAAGAGUCGGCCGUGAACCAAGCAGACCUGAGCAGCGUCUACGACCUGAGGGAAAAAACCGAGGCUCACCUCGCCUGCAGCUGCACUGCUCAGUGCGCUUGACAUCACCUUUCCUGUCAUGUUUUAAUUUAAUGUCAAAUAAACUGCAUCGCAAAAUAA